CGCCGCAAGCCUGUACAAUUGGAUCACGCCCUCGUCACCAUCGCGUCACACCCAUCACUUCCAUAGCCAUAUUGGCUAGCCAGAGGAAUGGUCAUAAUUCGUAGCCAAAUUCAUCGCCAUACCUCAUAGCUGGCGCAUGGAAUCGUUUGGUAUCAUACCCGCAGAUCCUCCCUCCCAUGCCGACUCCGAAGGAGUCCUGCACCCUUUCUAUGGUACGUUGGUGUGUUUGCCCGUUGCUGUUUUAAUGUGGGAUCGGUUGCACAACAGCAGUGAACGGCAGCCAGAUCUAGAAACUUCAAGACGCGCUCUCUUGCUCAUGGUUGCAGCAAUCGGCUCCGCAGAGCUGUACCACGUCUGGGUUGGGUACGUGAGUGUCUGGACAGUUUGGGUGAUACUGGUCUGCAGUGUCUGGGGAUUCAUCGACGCCGUGCUUCGAUAUCCGAUCGUCUAUGACCCGGGCAGUUUCUUCGUAAUUAAGCAAUGUGUUCUUCUGUGCCUCAAAGUGGUGUGCAUGGCUUGUGGGCUCGAGGCGCUGGACAAGGACGGCAUACUGCGGCUGCUCACUCUUUUUGUCGCCAACGCUACAUUCCCGCUGCUGUAUACGCUGGCCUUGCCAAUCAGUGAUGAUCCUGCGGACCAGCAACUAGCAGCCUACGACGCAGUGAAUGUCGACAUCGUUCUGCGCGUGCUGGAGUUUACGAAGAGCCGUCGACGGAAAGAAGAUGCCUGCAUCAUGAGGACGAAGUGUGUGCACAAGUAUGUUCCGACCAUUGUCAAUUAUUUUCUCCCAACUUGCAGGUCCCAACCUAGCCCUUUUGGUGAGACCUCGCACAGGCGCAGACUCGUGUAGCGGUGCCAGAGCUGUUGGAGUAGUCGUCGGUGCUCCCCGCGAGUUGCAUGAGAUGCUAGCGACCCGCCGCUAGGAAGCAAGUGUAGCACGUAUGCAUAUUUGAAUUCAGGUGUUGAAUACGCCAUCUCCGCCCAACUUUCCCAUCACAUCUAACAUACAUAUGAUCUGGCCUAUGGCAUGUGUAGCCGAUAUGUGUGUGAUGGCUUCGAGUUAUGUAUGUUACCGCGUUCUGUUCGCGCCACCUUCUUGUGUCUGCAAUUUGGUGCGCUAGUUUCUUGAGCAACGCACGUGGCCGCUGUAUGGUGGAUCCAUGGAUCCCUGGAUGAGCGAGUAUGUUGUUCAAUGCCUGGCCUUCCUGUGCACUUCAAUCAAAGCUUGAUCACAUCACCAGUGUGCGGCGGGUCAGGCGGCCUUGUUUCAUGCGGUGCGCUGUAGAUCGUUCGGGCAAUGCCUGAGCAGUGCGUGUAGCAUGGUUGCCUCGCAUCAGCAUCUCCCAAUACGCGCGAGUGAGCUACCUGCCAUGACACAUACCCAAGUCUUAGAUGGUUCUUGUGACGGGCCAGUAGACAUCCGCCGUGGUCUUGAUGAGCAGUUUGCGUGGACGUCUUGCCGGUCGGUGAGCCGUGCUGCUCUCGAUAUGUUGUUGCACAGUUGCACAUGUCGGUUAACGUCUGCUCCAUAGCGGGAUCACAGCCUUCACGAAUCAUUGCAAAUUUGGAUUAUCGUCA
Messenger RNA from Prorocentrum cordatum, 1578 nucleotides. The record is from the annotation of a GenBank genome assembly. NCBI's taxonomy places the organism in Eukaryota, Dinophyceae, Prorocentrales, Prorocentraceae.